Messenger RNA from Cucurbita moschata (crookneck pumpkin), 927 nucleotides. RefSeq names its product 3-oxo-5-alpha-steroid 4-dehydrogenase 1-like. The transcript is spliced from 2 exons. The coding region runs from base 68 to 886 and encodes 272 amino acids. Gene Ontology annotation, biological process: lipid metabolic process. Gene Ontology annotation, molecular function: oxidoreductase activity, acting on the CH-CH group of donors. The record is from RefSeq and is a predicted model, not a curated record. Lineage: Eukaryota; Viridiplantae; Streptophyta; Magnoliopsida; Cucurbitales; Cucurbitaceae.
AUCCCUCCGGUGCUUCAGACCGGUAGAUACAAAUUUGUAGAGAAACUUUUACUCAGAGGCUUCGUUGAUGGCGGCGAUGGAUACUAUUUCGGCGCUUCUUUUUCGGCCGCCGCCUUCACUGUUAGUGAACGUGAUGACGGUGGUGAGUUCAGUGGUGGUGGCGGUGAUCGGACUUUCGGAAGCGAGAGGAACAGCGCAUUUACAGUAUUCGAAAUUCUGGAAUACAAAUAAUAGCGCUACGAAAUCAUCUAAUCUGGAGAAAUUCAAGAUUUCAUCAAGAUCGGGGAUGCUCUUACUUUAUGCGCCGGCGGCUCUCGCCGGCGCUGUAUCGUUCUGGAUCUUUCCAAACGACGAUCUGAGGAUUCUUCUGCUUAAAUCUGCUCUCACUCUCCAUUUCGUCAAAAGGAACUUUGAGGUACUGUUUAUUCACAAAUACAGCGGCAAAAUGGCGCUCGAUUCAGCCUUAAUAAUCUCCCUCAGCUACUUCUCCUCUACAGCGCUGAUGAUUUACGCUCAAGAACUCUCAAGAACACUUCCAGAGCCAUCCAUUGAUCUGAAAUUCAUCGGAAUUGCUCUGUUUCUGAUAGGAAUUAUCGGGAACUUUUACCACCAUUAUAUAUUGUCCCAAACUAGAAAAAAGGGCGAAACAGGCUAUAAAAUCCCCAAAGGAGGCCUCUUCUGCGUUGUGAUUUGCCCUCACUAUCUGUUUGAAAUAACUGUUUAUUUCGGAUUCGCGCUCAUCUCUCAGACAAUCUACUCAUUGUGCUUCGCCAUCGCCACGGCUAUGUAUUUGGGUGGGCGAAGCUACGCCACUAGGAAAUGGUAUGUCUCUAAAUUUGAGGACUUCCCUCACCAUAUCAAAGCCCUUGUUCCCUUUGUAUUUUAAUCUCGGUCAAAUUAUAUUAAAUACUCCUCAAUGGAUCGAAU